GCUCUUCGCCUGCUCGCACAGGACUGGAUCUGUCAGGUCCUUACAACCGUGGCUGUUCGAAGAGAAGCCCUGCGUCAGGUCUCCUGUCCCGAGUCCGCAACCUGUUUGCAGUGGAUUGUCAACACCAAAAACAUUGCAGCCACCUUUGCCAGCGUGCUGAAGCACCAACAGGAACUGGUCCAACAACUGCAACUCCAACCCUCCGUUUGGGUCAGUUAA
Molecule: messenger RNA, 219 nt
Organism: Dibothriocephalus latus
Lineage: Eukaryota; Metazoa; Platyhelminthes; Cestoda; Diphyllobothriidea; Diphyllobothriidae
Source: the annotation of a GenBank genome assembly